Salvia miltiorrhiza (redroot sage) is the source of this 2388-nucleotide messenger RNA. Its product is annotated as probable serine/threonine-protein kinase At1g01540. Lineage: Eukaryota; Viridiplantae; Streptophyta; Magnoliopsida; Lamiales; Lamiaceae. The transcript has 8 exons. Gene Ontology annotation, biological process: protein phosphorylation. Gene Ontology annotation, molecular function: ATP binding; protein kinase activity. The record is from RefSeq and is a predicted model, not a curated record. Bases 424 to 1908 code for a protein of 494 amino acids.
AUCAUAAGUAAUUUUAAUAAAUACGUAUACAUUUUUUUUUACAGAAAAGGAUAAAAAGAAAAAAGGAAAAAGCGCCUGUUGCUGAUUAAAGAUUAAAACCUUCGAUAAGAAGCGAAAGCAAAAUCAGAGUUUGGCAAACACACACACACGCACUCUGUCCACUCUCCACUUCACCGAUUCUCUGUCGACACACAGUCGCCGGAAAACAAUUUUCCGGCGGAAUCGAAUUGAUUGUAUACAAAUCCAUCAAACAAACAGCUCACACACACAAUUCACUCAAUUCCUAUCUCACGACCAGUUCAGUUUCAUCCUUGCAUGAGUAGUUUUCACCUUAUCUUACACACACAGAGCUCGCAUUCGUCAAUUCUCGUGCAUAGAUACGUGGACAAGUGAUUGAUUUCGUGGAUGUGAAUCACAGCAGAAAUGUCAGUUUUAGAUACCGCGUUUGUGGACACGGAGCUCUCUAACAGGACAUCGAUCUUCGGGCUGCACCUAUGGGUGGUGAUCGGAAUAGUAAUCGGAGCAGUGAUUGUGCUCAUUCUCUUCCUCGUGUCGCUCUGCAUUAUCACCGCCUUCCGCCGCCGCGGCAGCGGCGGCAGUAAGGGCAAACUGCGCCGCUCGGUGAGCGAGAUGAGUCCGGCGGCCGUAUCCAAGGAGAUACAGGUGAUCACCCGCGAAACCGCCUCCGCCGAGCAGCGCUCCGCCGCACCACAGGCUGUGCCAGAGAUACAGAUAGAUAUGGGGAAGGUGGAACACAGAGUUGUGUUUUCUGAUAGAGCUGGAUCAAGUGGCGAGAGCAGAGCUACCAGUGGGGCUGAGACAGGAUCAUACGGAGGCAAUGGGUCGUUGCCGGAGGUGUCCCAUUUGGGAUGGGGAAGGUGGUAUACAUUGAGAGAGCUUGAGGCAGCCUGUAAUGGUUUGUCUGAUGAUAAUGUGAUUGGUGAAGGUGGAUACGGCAUUGUGUAUUAUGGCGAGUUAGCUGAUAACACCCGUAUAGCUGUAAAGAAUCUGUUGAACAACAGGGGACAAGCUGAAAAAGAGUUUAAGGUCGAGGUGGAAGCAAUUGGACGUGUUAGACACAAGAAUCUUGUUAGGUUGCUCGGUUACUGUGUCGAAGGAGCCUACAGGAUGCUUGUCUAUGAAUAUGUUGAUAAUGGAAAUUUGGAGCAAUGGCUUCAUGGAGAUGUGGGGGAAGUCAGCCCUUUGACGUGGGAGAUUCGUGUGAAUAUAAUCAUUGGAACUGCAAAAGGCUUGGCUUAUCUCCAUGAAGGUUUGGAGCCGAAGGUUGUUCACCGUGACAUCAAGUCAAGCAACAUACUGCUCGAUCAUAAGUGGCAUCCUAAAUUGUCAGACUUUGGGCUAGCUAAACUUUUGAAUUCAGAGAUUUCUUACGUGACAACACGAGUGAUGGGAACAUUUGGUUAUGUUGCUCCUGAAUAUGCUUGCACUGGUAUGCUGAACGAGAAGAGUGAUGUUUAUAGCUUUGGAAUAUUGAUCAUGGAGGUCAUCACUGGUAGAUCUCCGGUUGAUUAUUCCCGGCCACAGGGAGAGGUUAAUCUCGUUGAAUGGCUGAAGAUGAUGGUUGGAAACAGGAAAUCCGAGGAAGUAGCAGAUCCCAAGUUGCCUGAACGGCCUGCCUCCAAAGCGCUGAAGCGCCUGCUCUUGGUAGCCCUUCGAUGCGUUGAUCCUGAUGCCCAGAAACGGCCCAAGAUGGGACAUGUCAUACACAUGCUGGAAUCAGAAGACUUCCAAUCUCGGGAGGAGCGGCGAAUUGGCCGGAACUCUUCCAAUUCGAUUGGGGAACAUAGUCAUCGAGGUAUGGUCAUUAAACAAAGCAAUGAAGACAUCUCUGAUACUAGUGAAGGAGAAGGCAAUAGAAGUCAGAGAUAUAGAGAGAUAGCUGUAUAAUCAAUAUGGAUGCAACCGUUUCUCAAUAUUUUCAUCUGCAUAGUUAUUCAUUCCAUCUAAGUUCAGGUAUAUUCAUCACCAUUUUUCCCCCACUAUAGUUGCAUAAAUUAUUCAAUGAUAUCAUAUAGCCUCUGUAAAUUAAACAAUCCAUUCCUUACUGUCAUAGUAAAAUAUAGGAAAUUGCUGCAAUCUUUCUUCAUAGUUGUUUAUUUUGGGCCUGACACUCUCUAUCUAGAGCUCUAACACACGCCCUCCAGAUGACUCGAACCUCCACGAUAGCGAUCGAGGAUAAUGUAUUAGCGAAGCGAUCGAACCUAGUGUAGAAUAACCGAAUGUAUCCUUUUCGAGAUGUGGACUGUUGAAUAUAACUAGUUUGUCUGUUUGUUUUGUUAGAUAUUCACAAUUAUUUUUCAUUGGUGCAGCAUUUAGUGUAGUGUAGAAAAUAUUGAUGCAAUUCGAAAUGAUAACUUUCAAGUAUCA